Ceutorhynchus assimilis (cabbage seed weevil) is the source of this 987-nucleotide messenger RNA. The record is from the annotation of a GenBank genome assembly. Lineage: Eukaryota; Metazoa; Arthropoda; Insecta; Coleoptera; Curculionidae.
AUGAGUAAAACUGAGAAAAACGAAAUAUUAGUUUUAAAACGCAAGAGCUGUUUGGCCAGGAUAGAAGAAAUAUUCGAUUAUGCCAAUAAUAAAACGGCUGAUCAGUUUUAUCAACAAAAUCUUGCAGCUCGACUAGAAUACUUGGACACCCUCUACGAGGAGUUCCAAGAGCUUCAAAACAGCAUAAUUUCUUUGAUCUCAGAUCGUGAUUUUGAUACACAUGACCUUGAACCACAUGUGGCUGUUACAAUUCCUAUUGCGUAUGAUUUAGUGGAUGUUAGGGAUCAUAUCGAGGCUCAUGAGGACGAUGAGGUUUUGUCACAAGCUACGGAUCCGUCGCUUACUGACCCAGAGGUUUUAACGUCUGGUAGACCAGAAACCCUUGAUCCUGCAUCAGGUUUUGCACGUAAGCAAUCAGUGCCUCAUUCUGUGUUAAAGAACUCUCAGGACCCUGCUCCUAAUACCUCGUCUAGAAACCGUAUAGACACUCAACUUAGACAUUCUUCCAUACUUCGAUCAGGAAAUGAUCUCAUUUCAUUUCACAAUGACAAUCCAUUUCAGCCACAGCGGCCUUCUAAUGGGAACCUCGAGUUUAAUCGAUUGACUCCGGUCAGGCAUAAUUUCAAUAAUGCUUCUCCAUCUCAGCAGGUUCAAAGUGAAUCACAGCCUCGCUCUGAUCAAGUUUCUAAUUUCUACCCUAUGGAUAAUCGUCCAUCUCAAUCAUUAUCUGAAGCACAAACCCUAGCGUUCUCUCGUCAGGUUGGUUCUGAGCCUAUAACGGAGAUUCUUGGCAGCCCAGAAAUGUAUAUCAACAUGGGAUCGACAAUAAAUUUAACUUGUAUAGUUCAAUAUGCUCCUGAACCACCUCCCACGAUCGUCUGGGCUCAUAAUUCACACGUUAUUAAUUUUGAUUCGCCCAGAGGGGGAAUUAGUUUAGUUACUGAAAAGGAAAUUCAAACAAAGGUUAAGAUUAAUGAUCCAAACUAG